Cicer arietinum (chickpea) is the source of this 2862-nucleotide messenger RNA. Its product is annotated as lysM domain receptor-like kinase 3. The record is from RefSeq and is a predicted model, not a curated record. Lineage: Eukaryota; Viridiplantae; Streptophyta; Magnoliopsida; Fabales; Fabaceae. Gene Ontology annotation, biological process: innate immune response; protein phosphorylation. Gene Ontology annotation, molecular function: transmembrane receptor protein kinase activity; ATP binding.
AAAAAAAAAAAAGUAAGAGAGGGAAGAAAAAUUGAUUAGAAAGAUAGAGAGGUAGAGAAAAUGUAGAAGAAGAGUCGUUGGAGAUGAUCUAUGUUCGGCUACCUCAAUCUUCAAACUAAUUUUAUAUCGGAUCAAUAUUAUCUAUUAGGAUCUUUGUAUUGACGCAGUUAGACAUCAUUCAAAUCAUGAAAGAUAUCCAUAAGCAACCAUAUAAAUAUGAAUUAGUCACCACAUCAUAACCAAAAAAACUUAAAUAAUGAGUUUAGGACUCCUCUCACAUUUAUGUCUCAUAAUAUUUUUUUCAAAACAGUCCAAAUAUAGAUCGGACACUGAAUGAUUGAUUAUCCGACUAUGUCAAUUCAGUUGAUUGAAGUGAAUUCAAUUACCCGUAUAGAAAGUUUGGGGAUCUUGGUCUUAUCCGCUAACAAUUAUUGACUUGUUCAAAUAGAGAAGUAGCAAAACCCAUCACAUAAAAAGAAUUUGAAGUCAGCUCUGAAAUUUGCUUUGAUCAUCUCUGUAAUAAAUUUUCCUUCACCAGGUCAACUACACGUCUCGCCGCCAGAUGAAUAAAACAUUUCAAUUUUGUCUCCUACUUUGACAUAUCAUUCUUAUUCUCAUUCUCCAUCUCCCAAAACUCCCAACCAAUGGAACAACUCAGAUUCACCUCCUUCUUAUUCUUCUCCUCCUUACUAUUUUCAAUCCCUUUCAUCUCAGAAUCCAAAUGCACAAAAGGUUGUUCACCAGCUUUAGCCUCCUACUACCUAAAUUCAGGCGCCAACCUCACACAUAUUUCAGGUAUCUUCUCAUCUUCGAUUCUCACAAAACCCGAAGACAUAGUCGAUUACAACCAAGACACAAUAGCCAACAAAGACACCAUUAUAGCUGGUAAAAGAAUCAACAUUCCGUUUCCAUGUGAUUGCAUCGCCGGCGAGUUUCUCGCUCACACGUUUAGUUACGAUGUUCAAACGGGUGACACGUACGAAACCGUUGCUACGAACAAUUACGCUAACCUAACCAAUGUUCAGUGGUUGCAAAGGUUCAAUAGUUAUCCAGCUAAUAACAUUCCUGAUACUGGAACGCUUAAUGUUACUGUAAAUUGUUCUUGUGGGAACAGUGAUGUUGCCAAUUAUGGUUUGUUUCUUACUUACCCUCUUAGACCUGGUGAGACUUUGGGGUCUGUGGCAAAUUCAUCCAACAUUGAUUCUUCCUUGCUGCGGAGUUAUAAUCCCGGUGUUAAUUUCAAUCAAGGGAGUGGUCUCGUUUUUAUUCCUGGCAAAGAUCAGAAGGGUAACUUUGUGUUUUUGAGCUCCAGUUCAGGAGGUCUUGGUAGUGGGGUUAUUGCUGGGAUAGCUGUUGGUAUAGUGGUUGUUCUUCUGUCAUUGGCGGUUGCUAUAUAUUUUGGAAUCUUCCGGAAGAAGAAGAUACAGAAAGAGGAACUUCUUUCGCGAGAUUCCACUGCACUAUUUUCUCGAGGUAGGAUGGAUGAAAAUUCUCAUGGUGCUGCUAAUGUAACGACAAGGCAUGGUGUUCCUGCUGCUAUCACUGGCAUAACAGUGGACAAAUCAGUUGAAUUCUCAUAUGAUGAACUAGCAGCUGCCUCAGAUAACUUUAGCUUGGCUAAUAAAAUUGGUCAAGGAGGUUUUGGCUCUGUCUACUAUGCAGAGCUAAGGGGAGAGAAAGCUGCAAUCAAGAAGAUGGAUAUGCAAGCAUCGAAAGAGUUUCUUGCUGAAUUGAAAGUCCUUACACGUGUUCAUCAUCUUAACUUGGUGCGGUUGAUUGGAUAUAGUAUUGAGGGGUCUCUUUUCCUUGUCUACGAAUUCAUUGAGAAUGGAAACUUGAGUCAACAUUUGCGCGGUUCAGGUAGAGAUCCACUGCCAUGGGCUACACGUGUGCAGAUUGCUUUGGAUUCUGCCAGAGGUCUUGAAUAUAUCCAUGAGCAUACAGUUCCUGUAUAUAUUCACCGCGACAUAAAGCCAGCAAAUAUAUUGAUAGAUAAAAACUUCCGGGGAAAGGUUGCUGAUUUUGGAUUGACCAAAUUGACGGAAGUUGGAAGCUCAUCACUUCCAACAGGUCGUCUUGUUGGCACAUUUGGAUACAUGCCACCGGAGUAUGCUCAAUAUGGAGAUGUUUCUCCCAAAGUAGAUGUUUAUGCCUUCGGAGUUGUUCUUUAUGAACUUAUUUCGGCGAAGGAAGCUAUUGUCAAGACAAAUGAAUCUGUUGCUGCAGACUCAAAGGGACUUGUAGCUCUGUUUGAAGGAGUUCUUAGUCAACCUGAUCCUACAGAAGAUCUUCACAAACUAGUGGAUCCAAGACUAGGGGAUACCUACCCUGUAGAUUCGGUUCGCAAGAUGGCUCAACUAGCCAAAGCGUGUACACAAGAAAAUCCUCAACUGCGUCCGAGUAUGAGAUCAAUUGUGGUUGCUCUUAUGACACUUUCUUCAAGUACAGACGAUUGGGAUGUUGGUUCCUUUUACGAAAAUCAAAACCUUGUGAAUCUUAUGUCAGGAAGAUAGGAUUAUACCAACACAAAUAUUUUGUAUUUAUUUACAAUGUUUGGAGUCGGUUUCUGACAUUGCAGCAAUUGUCAAAACAAACAAUGUUUGUAAAAUGGAUUUGGCAAUUAGGAAUUUGUACAGUUUACUAGUCUGGAUUCAGUAGAAAGGGGGGAGGGAUCAACAAUUUUAUCAUUAUUUACCAUCAAUUUACACAUUAUUAUGUUAGGCAUUGAGACGUGCAUCUGUUUCUGCCCAGGUACAUGAAUCCCUGUAAGUUUGUGUAAUAAAUUUUGAGGCCUAUUGGGGUAUAUUUGUAAUGAAGUAUAGCUAAUUACAUAAUACAAUUAACAGUUAACAAUUGAUUGUA